Messenger RNA from Macrosiphum euphorbiae (potato aphid), 738 nucleotides. The record is from the annotation of a GenBank genome assembly. Lineage: Eukaryota; Metazoa; Arthropoda; Insecta; Hemiptera; Aphididae.
AUGACUUUCGACGACACCAUUGGAGUGCUCACGCAAGACGAGACAGCGGUGACCAAACAGUUCGAUCCGGACGGUCUGAACUGCGCCGGCGGGCCAAUAGUGUUGCAGAGACGAGGGUCGGUGUACGGCGCCAACGUUCCCAUGAUUACCGAACUGGUCAACGAUAGCAACGUGCAGUUUCUUGACCAAGACGAUGACGAUGACCCCGACACCGAGCUGUACCUCACCCAGCCGUUUGCGUGUGGUACAGCCUUCGCCGUCAGCGUCUUGGACUCGCUCAUGUCAACGACGUAUUUCAAUCAAAACGCGUUGACGCUAAUCCGAUCGCUGAUCACCGGUGGUGCGACGCCCGAACUCGAACUCAUUUUGGCCGAAGGAGCGGGUCUCCGCGGUGGUUACAGCACCGACGAGAGCUUGGCAAACCGCGAUCGGUGCCGGGUCGGGCAGAUAUCCCUGUACGACGGGCCACUGGCGCAGUUCGGUGAGGCCGGCAAGUACGGCGACCUGUUCGUGUCCGCCCUCAAGUCGUACGGGAUGCUGUGCAUUGGUCUAUACAGAUUCAGAGACAGAAGCUCGUCUUGCGACGCGUCGUCGAAACGAUACGUCAUCACGAACCCACCGGACGAUUUCUCGCUGAUGCCCACGGACCAGGUAUUCGUGCUGAUGCAGUUCGAUCCCGGGCUCGAGUACAAACCCACCAGCCGGAACGGAGGACGUGCCAAAGACGACAACUCCUGA